CAGUAUGACAACGCCGAACUCCUAUCUAGGUAUGCAUCCAAGGUCGCGAAGGUCGUCAACACUACUGGAAGAGGCGCCGCCUGUGCUCGCCUGGGAAUCUAGUCUCUCUGCGGCAAUCCGUUCCACUACCUACUGCCCCUCAUUUGGUCUCCACCUCCACGCGCUAUGAUACCAGAAAGACGUAUCACAGCAUAUACCUUGCCGCUUCCCCGUCAACGUGCAAUUUCGCGACAAUCUGCACCACACCGCAAUUACAGCUGCACAACAUGAGCGCAUCCCCGCGGAGCAUCAGGCCCAUCGUCUUCACCUCCGACGCCAUCGCCGCAACACCCACCGAAGCCUUCUCAGCCGAUGUUGACGGUGGGAAAGUCGAAUGGAAAACGCUCAUUUCCUCUGGAAGAACGCCGAGCGAUACAUUUACGUCGGGCAUUGCGACAUGCGCACCGAAAGGCGGCCACUUGAAGGCCCAUCGACACACCCAGCCUGAGAUGUACUACAUCAUCCGAGGACGAGGGAUCGUAUCAAUUGAUGAUGCGGAAUAUGAAGUCCAGAGAGGGGCUGUGGUUUUCAUCCCCCGGGAUGCAGAGCACGGAAUAAGAAACAUGGAUGAAGAGAAGGAUUUGGUGUGGUUGUACGUUUUCGCUACCGACAAGUUCGAAGACGUAGUUUAUCGGUUCAGCGACAACAAACCAAAGGCCAGGCUGUAGCAUCUCAGGGCUGCACGCAGCAUGCCUCGGCCGUGUUCAUGCGAGAAUUGGACCUUGCCUUGGACUUGUGGCCAUAUCUCGCGUCUUCGUCCCUUCCCACGCCGAGCGCCGGGUAAACGCGCCAUAUAUUUCCAAGCAUGCAAACCUCUGCACGAACUCCGAUUACGCAUGGAGUAAAGAUUUGAUCUCUAGGCACUAUGUUUGUCGUGGAGAUGGCGCUCCUUGCUCAUGUUUAGUCAUGUGGCUGUUUACUCAACACAACCUUGGAAGGCUCCAUGUGUCCCGUUUUGGUUAGCCUGUUCACUUU
Molecule: messenger RNA, 1014 nt
Organism: Trematosphaeria pertusa
Lineage: Eukaryota; Fungi; Ascomycota; Dothideomycetes; Pleosporales; Trematosphaeriaceae
Product: RmlC-like cupin
Exons: 1
Coding region: 267-707 (146 amino acids)
Source: RefSeq, a predicted model, not a curated record